AUGUCAACAUACGGAUCCUAUGGCCCCUCCAGACCUCAGACACAGAGAGCCGACGUCAACUACUUGCACGAUAUCUUCUACAAAGUCGACAAGGACCGCAGCGGACGUGUGGACGCAGUCGAGUUGCAGCAGUGCCUCUCCAAUGGCACCUGGAAGCCCUUCAAUCCUGAAACGGUGCGCAUGAUGAUGAAUAUCUUCGACCGCCGCCGCACGGGCACACUGAGCUUUGACGACUUCGUGUCGCUUUGGAACUACAUCAACGACUGGCUGCGGUGCUUCCAGGACUUUGACAAGGACCGCUCGGGUUCCAUCGACAGAAACGAGCUUCGCGACGCGCUCAGGAGCUUUGGAUAUCGUCUGAGCAACGAAGCGGUUGACCUGCUGCUCAUGAAAUACGACCGUGAUAGGAAAGGAGCUGUCAACUUCGAUGACUACAUCCUCUGUUGCGUUACCCUUGAGACGUUCACCAAUGCCUUCAGAAGUUACGACACCGACCAGGACGGCUACAUCACGAUAAGCUACGAAAAUUUUCUAAAGCUCGGACUGAGUGUUUUUAUGCCGUAA
This is a messenger RNA of Rhipicephalus microplus (southern cattle tick), 564 nucleotides long. Its product is annotated as programmed cell death protein 6 pseudogene. The record is from RefSeq and is a predicted model, not a curated record. Lineage: Eukaryota; Metazoa; Arthropoda; Arachnida; Ixodida; Ixodidae.